AUGCUUCUCUUCGGAGUUCUCGCCGACGCUGAACCUCCACAUGAUCCAACAAACCACAUUCAAGUGGAAGAGUGUCUCGAUCCGGAGAAGGAGUGUAGUUACAGAGGCGUGAGGAGGCGACCAUGGGGGAAGUACGCGGCUGAGAUACGUGACUCCACACGAAACGGGGUUAGGGUAUGGCUGGGGACAUUUGACACGGCGGAGGAGGCGGCUCUGGCGUACGACCAAGCGGCGUUUGCCCUCCGUGGUUCUGCAGCGGUCCUUAAUUUCUCGGAAGAAUUGGUUUAUGAAUCUUUAAGAAAGAUGGGGUACAAAUACGAGGAAGGUAGUUCGCCGGUAUUGGCACUAAAGAAAACACACACCAUGAAGAGGAAAUCGACGAUGAUGAAGAAGAAGAAGGAAAAGAGACACGCUAAUCAUAUUGGUGAUCAGAGCAACAGCUUGAAAGGUGCUCAAUAAAGGCGAUGCCAUUAUGAGAUGAUUUGGUAUCGACCUAAUUAGGUCCCACGCAAUUAACACCGCGGGAGGUAGUUAAUGAAAGCUCAUGAAAUCAUGGAAACGGUUCAGGCCAGGUUCAGGAAGGGAUCAAAAACCCUAAAGCUUUCAUUGUUUUCAUCCAACGUGUCAGAACUAACAAGGGUGAUCAGGUCGAUCGAUUGGCAAACUUGAUCUCUAAGGUUGGAUUUUUUUCCCACUUAGACAUGUAGAAGUAUUGAUCGGUUGCUCUAGGUCUUUCCACAAAUCUUAUUUGUUUAUGAAUUAUAUUUUAAUUUUGUAUAUCUAAAACAAAAAGUAACUUUUUUAUUUAUAAAUAAAGUAUAUAUAAUACUGAUAAGGGAUAAUGACUUGAAAGGGUAACGAACUUUCGAUUUUUGUCACAUUUAGUCAC
Molecule: messenger RNA, 889 nt
Organism: Lactuca saligna
Lineage: Eukaryota; Viridiplantae; Streptophyta; Magnoliopsida; Asterales; Asteraceae
Source: the annotation of a GenBank genome assembly